Myotis brandtii (Brandt's bat) is the source of this 2238-nucleotide messenger RNA. RefSeq names its product elongator acetyltransferase complex subunit 3 (gene ELP3). Gene Ontology annotation, cellular component: nucleus; cytoplasm; elongator holoenzyme complex. The record is from RefSeq and is a predicted model, not a curated record. Gene Ontology annotation, molecular function: iron-sulfur cluster binding; acyltransferase activity, transferring groups other than amino-acyl groups. NCBI's taxonomy places the organism in Eukaryota, Metazoa, Chordata, Mammalia, Chiroptera, Vespertilionidae. The transcript has 14 exons. The coding region runs from base 20 to 1624 and encodes 534 amino acids. Gene Ontology annotation, biological process: tRNA wobble base 5-methoxycarbonylmethyl-2-thiouridinylation.
CCUCAGCCCUGCUGAGCUAAUGAUGCUGACCAUAGGAGAUGUUAUCAAACAACUAAUUGAAGCCCACGAACAGGGGAAAGACAUCGAUCUAAAUAAGGUGAAAACCAAGACAGCUGCCAAAUAUGGCCUUUCAGCACAGCCUCGCCUGGUGGAUAUCAUUGCCGCAGUCCCACCUCAGUAUCGAAAGGUUUUGGUCCCCAAGUUAAAGGCAAAACCCAUCAGAACUGCGAGUGGGAUUGCUGUUGUAGCUGUGAUGUGCAAACCCCACAGAUGUCCACACAUUAGUUUUACAGGAAAUAUUUGUGUAUACUGCCCUGGUGGACCUGAUUCAGAUUUUGAGUAUUCAACCCAGUCUUAUACUGGAUAUGAGCCAACCUCCAUGCGAGCUAUUCGUGCAAGAUACGAUCCUUAUCUACAGACAAGACACCGCAUAGAGCAGUUGAAACAGCUUGGUCACAGUGUGGAUAAAGUGGAGUUUAUUGUGAUGGGUGGAACAUUUAUGGCCCUUCCUGAAGAAUACAGAGAUUAUUUUAUACGCAACUUACAUGAUGCCUUGUCAGGACAUACCUCUAACAAUAUUUACGAGGCAGUCAAGUAUUCUGAGAGGAGCCUCACAAAGUGUAUUGGAAUUACUAUUGAGACGAGACCUGAUUAUUGCAUGAAGCGGCAUUUAAGUGACAUGCUGACCUAUGGCUGUACCAGGCUGGAGAUUGGGGUGCAGAGUGUCUACGAAGAUGUGGCCAGAGAUACCAACAGGGGCCACACUGUGAAGGCAGUCUGUGAGUCAUUCCACCUGGCCAAAGAUUCAGGUUUCAAAGUUGUGGCUCAUAUGAUGCCUGAUCUGCCAAACGUGGGACUCGAGAGAGACAUCGAUCAGUUUAUAGAGUUUUUUGAGAACCCUGCUUUUCGUCCCGAUGGUUUAAAACUUUACCCGACCCUGGUGAUUCGUGGAACUGGGCUUUAUGAGCUGUGGAAAUCAGGACGCUAUAAGAGUUAUUCGCCUAGUGACCUGAUCGAAUUGGUGGCUCGGAUCCUUGCCCUUGUGCCUCCAUGGACUCGAGUGUACCGCGUGCAGAGGGAUAUUCCAAUGCCCUUAGUCAGCUCAGGAGUCGAGCACGGUAAUUUGAGAGAGCUGGCAUUCGCAAGAAUGAAGGACCUGGGAAUACAGUGUCGAGAUGUGAGAACCAGAGAGGUUGGAAUUCAAGAAAUUCAUCACAAAGUACGGCCAUAUCAGGUUGAGUUGGUAAGGAGAGAUUAUGUUGCAAAUGGUGGCUGGGAAACAUUCUUAUCAUACGAAGACCCAGAUCAAGACAUUUUGAUUGGCCUCCUGCGAUUACGAAAGUGUUCAGAGGAAACCUUCCGUUUUGAAUUGGUUGGAGGUGUUUCCAUAGUCCGAGAGCUGCAUGUGUAUGGGAGUGUAGUCCCUGUGAGCAGUCGGGAUCCUACUAAGUUUCAGCAUCAGGGAUUUGGCAUGCUGCUGAUGGAGGAAGCAGAAAGAAUAGCUAGAGAAGAACAUGGGUCUGGGAAAAUAGCUGUUAUAUCAGGGGUUGGCACCAGGAAUUAUUACAGAAAGAUUGGCUACCGGUUACAAGGCCCAUACAUGGUGAAGACGCUAAAAUAUUAGCUUCAAUAGUCCACCUGAUGCAGUGUUUCUGGCAGGAAGUGGAGAUUCCAGGUAUCCUGAAUAUUCAACGGAGAGGCUGAGCAAAGCAAAUGGACCUACCCUGUCCCCUUGGCGAGAAGCUUCACCCUCAUCCUGCAGCUGCGGAGACUGGAAACUGCUCUCAGGGCACGACCGGGCGUCUGGUGACCAAGCAUGGAGCCUCUGGCGCUCGGCGCUCCUGUGCCCCGACCUGUGUGUUGUCAAGAAGUCACUCCAGUUUUCAAGGCUAAGUCAUGCACCCAGUUUCUAAAUUCUGCAUGUGGCCAGCAAGUGACUUACUCGGACUGACAAAAGCAAAUUAGUCAACUCAUUUGGGUUCCAUACUUCAUGAAAUAAAACUAGAUGGUGGGUAGGAGCAAAGUUAGGAGAAACUUAUUUAUAUGGUAUAGGGACAAAAAGGCAGGUUGAACACAUGAAAACUGACCGAUUUUGAACUCUGGACUUAAACACAGAAGCAUUCCAGCACACAAAAAUGAGCUUUCCUUUUAUUGCAAGUCAUUCUGGUUUCUGUGAUGUUUGCAGUAACUGUGUGAUGGAGAGAGGAGUUGACAUAUGUUUAUGUUUCAAGCUUGAAA